CUUUCUUUGGUAUAUAAAAUUCAACAAAACACUUUGAUCCAAAUCCAAGAACAAGUUUCCCAAAUGGCUUCAUUUUCUAAAGUUUUCUGUACAUCCCCCAGUUCCCCCAUUGCCAUUAAAAAAACUUCACGAAUCAACAGCAAUCCUCCUUCAUCAUUGUCCAUGAUCCCUAGAUGUAAUGCUUACAAAGAACCCAGUUUCGUUUCUACACCUGUACAACACGUUGAUUACAGAUAUGGGAAUCCCAAUAUCACAGAUGAGUUUCUGGAUGAAUAUGCAAGCAAAUUGGAGGGGUUCAAGCGAGUAUUUAAACUAGUUAGUGAAGACCCUUUACAGGGUUUGACUAUGAUUGAUGCUAUCCAACGGCUAGGAAUCGAUCACCAUUUCCAACAUGAGAUUGAGCAGGUUCUGCAAAGACAGUUUAUGUUAUCUGCAAAUGGUAAUGGAUUUCAUAACUAUGACCUUCAUGAGGUUGCCCUUCGUUUUCGGUUGCUCAGACAAGAAGGCUACUUUGUCCCUGCAGGAGUGUUCGACAGGUUCAGAGACAGGGAAGCCAGUUUCAGACAUGAACAUUGCAGGGACAUCAAAGGACUAAUCGAACUAUAUGAAGCAUCACAACUAGGCAUGGAUGGAGAAGAUAUUCUUGAUGAAGCAAGAGAAUUUAGUUCCCAGUCCCUGAGAAAAUGGCGAAUGGCCAAAGUGGACCUUUUCUCUGAGAGGGCUAUAAGGAACACAUUGGACCAACCUUUUCAUAAAACCCUAUCAAGAUUCACAGCAAGAAACUUGUUAGGCACUGAUUUCCAAGGCACCAAUGGAUGGAUAAAUAUCCUCCAAGAACUAGCCAAAAUGGAUUUCAAUCUAGUUCAGUCCUUACACCAGAAAGAAAUUGCCCACAUUUCCAAUUGGUGGAAGCAGCUAGGUUUAGCCAAGGAAUUGGAGUUUGCUAGGGAUCAACCAAUGAAAUGGUACAUUUGGUCCAUGGCAUGCCUCACUGAUCCAACCUUAUCAGAGCAAAGGAUUGAUCUCACAAAGCCCAUUUCCUUAAUCUACAUAAUAGAUGAUAUUUUUGAUGUUUAUGGGACACUUGAUGAACUCACUCUUUUUGUGCAAGUUGUGGAGAGGUGGGAUUAUGCUGCAAGUGAUAAGCUACCUUAUUACAUGAAAAUAUGCUUCAAAGCUCUUGAUGAUAUCACUAAUGAAAUUAGCCAAAAGGUGUACAAGGAACAUGGUCGGAACCCUAUCAACUCCUUAAGGAAAGCUUGGAGCACCUUGUUUAGAGCAUUUUUGGUAGAAGCACGAUGGUUCGGUUCAGGGAAUUUGCCAAAAGCUAAUGAGUAUUUGGAGAAUGGGAUCAUUAGCUCAGGUGUACAUAUAGUUUUGGUUCACAUCUUCUUCCUCCUUGGCAUUGGCUCGACUGAUCAAAAUGUGGAACUUAUUGACAACAAUCCAUCCAUAAUCUCAUCCACUGCUACAAUCCUUCGUCUAUGGGAUGAUUUGGGAAGUGCCAAGGAUGAGAAUCAAGAUGGACAUGAUGGGUCCUAUAUUGAUUGCUACAUGAAAGAGAAUCAAGGCAUUGAAGUUGAAAAUGCUAGAAAACAUGUUAUCAACAUGAUUGCCAAUGAAUGGAAAUUGCUUAACCAACAAUGCAUUUUCCAAAAAUCAUUUUCCAUGACUUUCUGCGAGGCUUCUCUAAAUAUUGCAAGGAUGGUCCCUUUGAUGUAUAGCUACGACGAAAAUCAAUGCCUUCCAAGCUUGGAUAAGUACAUGAAAUCACUUCUCUAUCAAAGUAUACCCAUGAAAACUCUUUUACCGACAAAAUUGUAAACAAACAAAAAAAAAAAUCAUUUGUUUCAAAAUUAUGAUUUUUUUUUAUAAUUAAACUAUCUUUUAUAUUUAUUUUAUGGUACAUGAAAAUCUUUUUGAA
This is a messenger RNA of Gossypium raimondii (Peruvian cotton), 1924 nucleotides long. RefSeq names its product (3S,6E)-nerolidol synthase 1. Gene Ontology annotation, molecular function: magnesium ion binding; terpene synthase activity. The transcript has 7 exons. NCBI's taxonomy places the organism in Eukaryota, Viridiplantae, Streptophyta, Magnoliopsida, Malvales, Malvaceae. Gene Ontology annotation, biological process: diterpenoid biosynthetic process. The record is from RefSeq and is a predicted model, not a curated record. Bases 64 to 1824 code for a protein of 586 amino acids.